AUGCACCUCUUUUCUCCUCUUACUAAACAUAGAUCUGAAAAUGACAAUCCAGAAUUCUGUCAGAUAUCUGAAAAGCUUAAAAUUGAUCAUGAGCGGGAGUAUGCGAAUAAGUUUUCUGAAGGUCUGAUGGGAGUAAUUUUAAACACGAGACUGACUUUAGCUUGA
Molecule: messenger RNA, 165 nt
Organism: Funneliformis mosseae
Lineage: Eukaryota; Fungi; Glomeromycota; Glomeromycetes; Glomerales; Glomeraceae
Source: the annotation of a GenBank genome assembly